AAAUACUCUUCCUAAUAUGGGUCUUAUCGGUUGGAGGCUCCACUUCGUGGCGUCUCUAACUGGAAUCAGCCACACGAAGCUGUCCCAGCUUCACGACAGAAGACUAGUAAAACGAGUCUGGAGGUUUGUGUCACUUCGAGUGCGCUCAACGAUGCCGGUCUUUGGACCCGAGUGUACAAGCAUCAUCGCUGCAGAGGCAAACAAUGCAAGCAAGGGCCGCACUGCUGGGUUAACGAACAAGGAAACCACCAUAGACUACUGUCGAGGCACUUGGAAGAGAGAUUUUAACUAUGUCAAAGGGAAUAUGAAGGAAGGAGAGAAUAAGGAGGAGGUUGACGUUAACAUUGAGAUCUUAUCUAAAAUCCUCGGCGACAUACUAAACAAUAGCUGAAAGCGGAAGGCAGAUGACUUAGUGGAUUGUUGUGGCUGUAAAGCUUAUGCUUUGUCUCACGGUAGGCUUUGUGAUAUAGGCGAGAUAAUCGUUAUUAAAGACACUAGGGAGGUUAAGGGUAACAAGAUAGAUAGACUUAAGCAGUACUGUAACUGGUUCCUGCAACAAGUUAAGAACAAUAAGUGGAGAGAGG
Molecule: messenger RNA, 584 nt
Organism: Colletotrichum navitas
Lineage: Eukaryota; Fungi; Ascomycota; Sordariomycetes; Glomerellales; Glomerellaceae
Exons: 1
Coding region: 17-391 (124 amino acids)
Source: RefSeq, a predicted model, not a curated record